Molecule: messenger RNA, 507 nt
Organism: Aspergillus neoniger CBS 115656
Lineage: Eukaryota; Fungi; Ascomycota; Eurotiomycetes; Eurotiales; Aspergillaceae
Product: DASH complex subunit HSK3 family protein
Exons: 2
Coding region: 80-412 (110 amino acids)
Biological process (GO): attachment of spindle microtubules to kinetochore
Cellular component (GO): DASH complex
Source: RefSeq, a predicted model, not a curated record
UCACCAUUACAACUCACCUCACCGAGUACACCCAACCAACCCAAUAUAGCCUUCAACAUACUAUCGACAAGGAACAAAAAUGUCCUCCCACCAAUACACCCACUCCCAAUCCCUCCCCCGACACUCCAUCCUCCCCGCCUCCACCACCGCCGGCCCUUCCUCCUCCAUGGGCAGCUCCUCCAUGUCGAUGGCUAAGACGCGCCAGUACACCAACCUGCAUAAUCAACUCGAGCAACUGAACGCUAAUCUCCGAGACACGGAGAAUCUGCUCAGGAUGACAGCCGUGCAGGCCGAGGAUAUGCGUUUCCUGGGCGGGUAUGUUGGUGCAUUGUUUAUGGGGUCUGCGAAGGUGUUGGGAGAGGAGGGUGUUAAGGGGGAUAGUGCUGGUGAUGAGGAAAAGAGAGAGGGUUGAGGGGAGAAGAUAUUUGGGGGUUCUCAGAACCUUUCAUCAUGGAUGUGUUAUGGAUUAAUUGGCACAAGGGUAUUGGUAAAGUAGUCAGCCAUCUC